CGGCAUCCGGGGGCGGACCGGACUCCGAGGCAGCCACCACGCAGGAGGCACCGCCGGCGGGUGCGGCAGCGGCGGGGGCGGGUGCGCUGUCCGGCAGCACCACUGCCGCCGCCGCCGCUGGCACCCCCGAGUUUAGCAGUGCCGAGGUGGCGGAGGUGGGUGUUCAUGUGGCCGCGCAGGAGGGCAACUCUGCAGGUGCGGGAGCUGCUGCGGGCGGCUGCGGUCCCGCGGGCGCGGGAGCUGCUGCUGCUGCGCUGGUGUCGGGGCUGGCGGUGUGCUCAGGUGGCUCCCCGCAUGCCGCCCCCGCCGCCAGCAACGGAGGCGAGGGCGGAGGCGACGGCGCUGCUGCCUCGCAGAUGGAUACCUCCGCGGCAGCGGGACCACUGGGGGGCCUCCCCUGCGCGGGCAGUGUCAGCGGCGGCGGUGCGGGAGGCCUGCCGCCCGUCCCUGAGGGCUGCCCAGACGUGGACAUGCAACCCGUGACUGAGGGGCAGCCGCCGGCGGAGGAGGCCAUGCCCCCGCCCCCGCCGCUGCCCCCCUGCCCCGGCUGCCCCACCCGCUCUGUCAGCAUGGUCACGGCACCGCUUCGGGCCGGGAGCACCGGCGCACCGGCGGCAGGGUCCGCCCAGCCGCUGGGGUCGGGGGCCUACUCCAGCGGUAGUGGGGAAGGGGGUGCCGCCGCCGCCGCCGGCCCCGCUGCCGGCGCGCCUGUUGCCAGCGCCAGUGCCGCCGCGCACGCGCAUCUGCUGCAGCACAUGGGCCCCGAGGGGCUGCGCUGCCUGGUGUCGCUGCUGGUGCGUACGGCACAUGACGCGGGGGGCAUGUGGGGGUACGGCAGGAUGCUGGCGGCGCAGCAGCAGCAGCAGGCGAGGGGUGGGGCUGCUGCUGCGGUGGAGGCGGCGGAGGCGACGGCAAACGGAGGCAACGCUGCCGCCACCGCCGCUGCUACUGAUGCUGCUGAUGGCAGCAGCGCCGGCGGUGGUGGCGGUGGUCCUUCGGAGGCUGCCGCCCCCAGCGUUGCUGUGUUGAGCGGUGCCGCGGAGGUGGCCUGCCGGCUUGCCUCCAAGGCGCUGCAGGUGCUGGGGCGGCUGCUGCAGUGGCCGGGGCUGCGGGAGGUGUUCGUGGAGGAUGCCAGAACCGUGCCCAUGCUGCUUGAAACCCUGGCAUGCGAGUUCUCCCCCGCCCUCCGCGAACAAGCCGCAGCCCACCUGGAGGGGGUGCUGACAGCCCCCACCUCCUCCUCCUCCUCCUCCUCCUCGCCCUCCCCCCACCACUACCUCUGGUCGCUGCGGGCGCUGUCCGGGUUGCGCCGCGCUGCUGCCGCCCGCCCUGCCGCCUGCCUGGAGCUGCAUGCGCUGCUGGGGCGGGUGGUAGCGGGGCUGCCGGAGCAG
Astrephomene gubernaculifera is the source of this 1391-nucleotide messenger RNA. The record is from the annotation of a GenBank genome assembly. NCBI's taxonomy places the organism in Eukaryota, Viridiplantae, Chlorophyta, Chlorophyceae, Chlamydomonadales, Astrephomenaceae.